AUGGUCCAAACGUACGGCAAGAAACGCAAGAGGGCAGCGGACUCGUCCGAAAAGCCGACCAAAAGAGUUGUUAUAGAUGCUCCUCCUGCGACCGUCAGAGUGACGAAACUGAUCCAACCCGAGUUCUCCCCCCCAGUAAUUGUUACGACCCCCGGAUUCGAAAGCCGCAAUGACCUGGUAUUUGACAUAUACGAAUCGAAAGCCAACGCCAAGAGGAAACAGCCCAAGACCGCAGUUGAGAAGAAAAUGAUGCUGCACUCGACGUCGCAUCCCACCAUUGACUACGCUGUCCACGAGGAGGACCCUAAGCCUGAUUCGAAACCACUACUGCACCACUUUCUCGGCAUCUACGACCCAAAGACUGGCGAGAUGGAGCUGAUUGAGGCCAAGAAGAUGGUGAUGCGGGCUUCGGUACGUGCGAAGCAGGCUCCCGCCGACGCCUUGGAGGAAAAGGGCGCCAAGCAGAGCAUGAUGGACCUCAAGACGGAUCUCGGUCAGACAUUCGGCACGAAAAAGGCCAGAAAGGUCAUCAACGAGCGCGUACUCAACGCAAUCUCACCACAGAAGAAGGAUGGCGACAUGGUGGCCAAGAUGGACGACGCGUCCCGUGCUAUGCUUGAUUCCGUGGGCAAGGUGGCGGCCGAUAUGGCUACACGCGAGCAGCUACAAGCCGUCGUUUCCGAGGCUAAGCCCCUACCGCCCGUCAACGUUGACGCCGAGGACAUCCAGGACGCCUACGAUCCCAGCGUGAUUAUCGGCACCGACAUCCUCAACAUGCUGCCCAUCCGCGAGUGGCAGGAACAGGUGCGCCACAAGGAAGGCGUUCAGACCGUGUCCAAGUUCGUCGCCACCCGCGUCAACGCGAUUGCGAGCAACGAUGCGGCCGAGAUACGCCUGCGUGUGCUGCGCUACAUGUCGUUUGUCGUCUGCUUCUAUCUCAACACCAAGCCCGGCCGGCAAAAGGGCACGCGCUCCGUCCCGCCGCGCGACAAGCUGCGCGAGGCGCUCGCCCCGGCGCCCGAGGCCGUCAUUGAGAAUAUCCGCCGCAAGUUUUCCGACGCCGGUGAGAUGCGCAAGUUCCAUGUUGACCUGCUCAUCACGCACCUUUGCGCCUUUGCGUGCAUUGCGGACAACUUCGAGGUGGACACACAGGACCUGCGUUACGACUUGCGCACCGACGAUAAGGCCAUGAACCAGUACUUUCGCGAGAUUGGUGCUCGCAUCAAGCCCACGUCCAAGAAGGGCCAGGGCCCGACGACGAUUGCCCGAUUGGUCCUGCCGCUCGACUUCCCCAAGCAGAGAUACAUUGCGCCACGCAGAAAGUAG
Messenger RNA from Cordyceps militaris CM01, 1326 nucleotides. RefSeq names its product RNA polymerase I associated factor. The record is from RefSeq and is a predicted model, not a curated record. Gene Ontology annotation, molecular function: DNA binding. Gene Ontology annotation, biological process: transcription elongation by RNA polymerase I; RNA polymerase I preinitiation complex assembly; nucleolar large rRNA transcription by RNA polymerase I. The coding region runs from base 1 to 1326 and encodes 441 amino acids. The transcript is spliced from 2 exons. Lineage: Eukaryota; Fungi; Ascomycota; Sordariomycetes; Hypocreales; Cordycipitaceae. Gene Ontology annotation, cellular component: RNA polymerase I complex.